AUGGUUAAUUAUCUGUUGAGAAGAAGAUACGUGGCUCCAGAGAUUUCUUUUGAUCUCAUGAUCGAAAUCCUGAGUAGAUUGCCUGCUAAAUCGCUUAUGAGGUUCAAGUGUGUCUCAAAGCUAUGGUGUUGUCUGAUCCGCUCUCGAUAUUUUAGCAACCUUUAUCUCAUGGUCUCAUCAUCGCAACCGCGACCACUUGGUCUAUACAUGAGUUUGUAUAUGAGUUUGGAUUUGGUGAGACACUGCAUGUGUGAUUCAAUGGAGAUGUAUGAACUGCUAUCAUUAAGGUUAAUGUCGUCUAGUAGUAGUGCUGAAUCAUCAUUAGAACCAGAUUUGACUUUCCCAGGGAUGGGAGGAUACAGGAUGGUGUCUCUUCGCGGUUUGAUUUUAUUCACUAUUUGCAGAAAAGCAUGUAUCUAUAAUCCCGCCACUAGACAGAGUUUAACCUUACCCACCUUCAAAUCUAACCUCUUUGCGCAACAAGAACCUUAUAAGCAUGUCCACUACUUUUUCGGACACGAUCCUGCUCUUGAUCAAUACAAAAUAGUCUGUAGUGUUAUGAUAGCCUCGUCAUUCUCUGAGAUGCUAUUCUCCGAGUUUUGGGUCUUCGUAUUGGAACCCGGAGGUUUUUGGAAAAGAACUGAGUAUGAUGCUCAAGCUCACCUUCCUACAAGACAAGGACUCUGCAUCAAUGGAGUUAUAUAUUAUCUGGCUUUCAAUCAUACACGUCGCUAUCACGUUUAUUGUUUUGACGUUAGGUCUGAAGAUAUCCGUGUGAUCCAAGCACCCCAUGCAGUGCCUCAGUUUUGUAUUUCCUUUGGUUUCAUAGAGCAUGGUGGAAAACCAGCAAUCUUUGACUAUUCACGUAUUACAGAAACGGGUGUCUCGGAGUUGUGGGUGUUGGAGGUGGAUGGUGGAAUAUGGUCGAGAAAAUCUCUGGUUUUGAAGCUUUGUCAGAAGCAUUUAGUGGAUGACAUUGACCAUAAUAAGAAGUUGAUUGUUCAUGGUACGGGUGAGAACAAUGAGGUUAUCUUGGCGUUGACUUGUCCUUGUUACCUUCUCUAUUACGAUCUGAUGAAGAAUGAUGUGAGGAAGGUUAAUAUCAAUAGAGUGACAACGCCGCAUGUGUGUAUCAAGGUUCUGGAUAAGUGUGAAAGCAUCAUGUACUUGGAAAUUUGA
Molecule: messenger RNA, 1179 nt
Organism: Brassica oleracea var. oleracea
Lineage: Eukaryota; Viridiplantae; Streptophyta; Magnoliopsida; Brassicales; Brassicaceae
Product: putative F-box protein At5g62660
Exons: 1
Coding region: 1-1179 (392 amino acids)
Molecular function (GO): protein binding
Source: RefSeq, a predicted model, not a curated record